Microthlaspi erraticum is the source of this 621-nucleotide messenger RNA. The record is from the annotation of a GenBank genome assembly. NCBI's taxonomy places the organism in Eukaryota, Viridiplantae, Streptophyta, Magnoliopsida, Brassicales, Brassicaceae.
AUGACGACGACGAUGUCCAAUCUUCCUAGAGAUUUGGUAGAGGAAGCGAUCUCAAGUGUUCCGGCGACAUCUCUGAGAAAAAUCCGAUCAACUUGCAAAAAGUGGAACACUUUAUCCAAAGACGGAAGCUUUACAGAGAAUCACCUUGCUCAAGCAGCAGCAGUAUCAACGGAGAAGAAGGAGUCUCUUGCGAUCGUGCUGAUAAAUUACAGUCUCCAUUUGAUGAGCGUCAAUCUCCACAACGAUAAUCCACCUCUAACCCCAAGACGUUUAAAACCAAGAGCUACUGGUUUGCUAUGGAUAAGGAAUCACGAGGAUGUGUUCCUGAUUUCUUGCUCUGUUUUGAUUUCACCAACGAGAGAUUUGCGACGCGUCUGCCUCUGCCGUUUACGUCAUUGUGUCCUCAUUCUGUGUCUCUAUCCAGCGUUAGAGAAGAGCAGCUCGUGGAGCAAGCUCUUGACGUUGGAUACUGGUGGACCGUUCAAAGGGUUGGAGUUUGAGAGUGGUGGGGGUUUCCUCGUUGACGAGGAUAAGAGAGAAGUGAUUGUUUUUGAUGAAGAGAAACAUGUGAAAACGCCUCCUACUCGUCACAUAGCUCACAUCUUUGGAGAAAAUGGUUAG